CAUCCUGGCCAACGAGCCAUCUGUGGCACUGUACCGACUGCAGGAGCAUGUCAGGCGCUCCCUUCCGGAGCUAGCCCAGCAUAAGCGCCGCUGCCCUGCAAGCCCCGAAUCCGCCAGCCAGUUCCUGAUUUCAGACCAGACUGGCCUUCCUCUGCCUUUUUCAUCCAGCCCAGCAUCCCCUCAAAACAAGCAGUAAAAAAUGGGCCGGAAAAAAAUACAGAUCAGUCGAAUUUUGGACCAGCGCAACCGUCAGGUGACCUUCACCAAGCGCAAGUUUGGGCUGAUGAAGAAGGCCUAUGAACUGAGCGUGCUGUGCGACUGCGAGAUCGCCCUCAUCAUCUUCAACAGCACUAACCGCCUCUUCCAGUACGCCAGCACCGACAUGGACAAGGUGCUGCUCAAGUACACGGAGUACAGCGAGCCGCACGAGAGCCGCACCAACUCCGACAUCCUGGAGACGCUGAAGCGGAAGGGCCUGGGGCUGGAGAGCCAGGAACUGGAGCUGGACGAAGGGCUGGACCCCAUGGAGAAGAUCCGGAAGCUGAACGAGGGGGUGGACCUGACGGUGGCGCGGCCCAGGCUCUACUCAUCAGCCCCUCCGCCAAGCCACGAAGCGGCCUACGCGGGCACACCGCCCUCUGGGAGCGACGGAGGGCUCAGCAGUGCCAACGGGUCCCCGCAGCACCAGAGCCGCCUGCCUGUGUUCAAGUCGGCGAUCCCCAAGCACGUCCAGCCUUCGGGGCGCUCCCCGGGGCCACUGCCACCAGGCCUUGGCUACCCUCUCUUCUCCCAUGGCAACCUGAACCGAGCCCUGGCUACCAAGACCCCUCCCCCGCUCUACCUAGGGGCAGACGGCCGCAGGGUGGAUGUCCACAGCAGUUUGUCCAGCGCCAGGAGCAAUCUGACAUCAGCGCGAUCGCUCUACCCUGGCCUGCAGACGGUGAGCCCAGGGCUGCCCGCCGGCAAUGGCAGCCUGCCAGCCCACGGGCUAGGGGGCUUCCCCUUCCUCUCCUCAAGCCAAGCAGAGUACGGGCCCGGCGAGGCCUCCUCGCACCCCGGCUACCUCCAGCCCAACGCCAUCGCCUCCUGGCAGCACCACCGCGACAUGGCAGCCUCCGCGCACCUGCCGCUGGGGGCGGGCGGCAGAAUGCUCCCCACCGAAGAGGCAGCCCCAGCCCCCAGCAGCUCGCCCCAGCACCAGGCCGUCAGCAUCAAAUCUGAGCGGGUCUCCCCGGUGAUCAGCUGCAGCUCGGCCACCCCCCAGCACUCCCUGAGCGGCCUGUCCUCCCUCGGCGACGUCCCCAGAGGCCCCGGGGACCCGCCCCAGCGAGACGAGUAUGCCAAGGCCUAUCACUACCCGCUGGUCCUGUCCCGGCCGCUGGCGGAGGAGCAGCAGGGGGGUGUCCCCAUGCGGCGCCUGCAAGUGACGGACGUUUGGCAGAGAUAGUGGGGCCGGCUGUCCGGGGUGGGGGGACGCCCGCGCUGUUUGUGUGUACGUACUGGCAGUGGCAGGCCCAGUGUGUGACAUGCCUCCUUUUCUGCUCGGAAGCACUUGUACCUUUCUCCUGGGGUCCCCUGCAGCCAUGGCUACCCACAGGGCAUGGCUGAGUGCUGGGGCGGGGGGGAAGUCCCAGAACACCCUGGGCUG
Terrapene triunguis (Three-toed box turtle) is the source of this 1648-nucleotide messenger RNA. Its product is annotated as BLOC-1-related complex subunit 8. Gene Ontology annotation, molecular function: DNA-binding transcription factor activity, RNA polymerase II-specific; RNA polymerase II cis-regulatory region sequence-specific DNA binding; protein dimerization activity. The record is from RefSeq and is a predicted model, not a curated record. Gene Ontology annotation, biological process: positive regulation of transcription by RNA polymerase II. Lineage: Eukaryota; Metazoa; Chordata; Testudines; Emydidae. The coding region runs from base 200 to 1447 and encodes 415 amino acids. Gene Ontology annotation, cellular component: BORC complex. The transcript is spliced from 10 exons.